Molecule: messenger RNA, 456 nt
Organism: Cutaneotrichosporon cavernicola
Lineage: Eukaryota; Fungi; Basidiomycota; Tremellomycetes; Trichosporonales; Trichosporonaceae
Gene: GLO1
Exons: 6
Coding region: 1-456 (151 amino acids)
Molecular function (GO): metal ion binding; lactoylglutathione lyase activity
Source: RefSeq, a predicted model, not a curated record
AUGUUCCGUAUCCGGGACCCCAAGAAGUCUAUCGAGUUCUACGAGAAGGUUCUUGGCAUGGAGUGCUUCCGCAAGUCGGACGGGCCCGACUUCACCAACUACUUCCUCGGAUACCCCUCGGGCUUUGGGGCAAAGUCCGGCGCGUCCAAGGAGGAGAAGGGUGACCUCUUCACCACCCGCGAGGGUGUGCUCGAGCUCUGCCACAACCAUGGCACUGAAUCCGACGCCAGCUUCAAGGGCUACGCUUCGGGUAACGAGGAGCCAGGCCGCGGCUUUGGGCACAUCUGCAUCGCCGUCGACGACCUUCAGGCCGCUUGCCAGCGCUUCGACGAGCUUGGCGUCAAGUUCAAGAAGCGCCCCGAGGAGGGUCGUAUGCGCCACAUCGCGUUCAUCUACGACCCCGAUGGAUACUGGAUCGAGAUUCUCUCGAAGAACGCCGGCCAGGCUGGCGCCUAA